Triticum dicoccoides is the source of this 2011-nucleotide messenger RNA. Its product is annotated as F-box/FBD/LRR-repeat protein At1g13570-like. Gene Ontology annotation, molecular function: protein binding. The transcript is spliced from 3 exons. NCBI's taxonomy places the organism in Eukaryota, Viridiplantae, Streptophyta, Magnoliopsida, Poales, Poaceae. The coding region runs from base 76 to 1752 and encodes 558 amino acids. The record is from RefSeq and is a predicted model, not a curated record.
UCUGCCGUCGCAUUUCAAAAACCCAAAUCCCCAAACCCUCGCAGCCGGUUCCGUCAGCGGCGGCCACCUGCCCCCAUGGACGGCGGUGACCACGGGCACCGGUGCAGGUGUCCCCAUGGACCGCGGUGCACUUGCGGACCGCGCCAUGGAGGCCUCGCGGCGGCGGCCCUGGACCCCCGUGUGCGGGCCUUCCCCAUGGACGCCGCGACGCAGGCCAUGUAUCGGGAGCACGGCAUGGACCCGGUCACCCUCGAGUCCGACGUCACCACCGCCAUGACCUUCCUCCACUAUGUCCUCCCCAAGCCUUCCCUCUCCAACCGCGCCGCCCUCUCCGCCGCCUUUCUCCCGCCCCAGGACGACGGCGGCGUCGACCGCAUCAGCGGCAUCCCCGAGGAGCUCCUCCGCAACAUCGUCUCCCGCCUCCCCGCCAAGGACGGCGCGCGCACCGCCGCGCUGUCCUGCCGCUGGCGCCGGGUCUGGCUCUCCACCCCGCUCGUCCUCGUCGACGCCGACCUCCUCCCCGCCGGAUGCGGCUCCAGCCUGCGGGUCGAGCGCGCCCACGCGCAGCGCGUCGAGUCCGCCAUCACCCGCAUCCUCGAGGCGCACCCGGGGCCCUUCCGCUUCGUCCACCUCAUCUCAUGCCACAUGCAGGAGACCCCCGGCCUGCUCGCGCGCUGGCUCCAGCUCCUCGCCGUCAAGGGCAUCCGGGAGCUCAUGCUCGUCAACCGCCCGUGGCCGCUCGACAUGGCCCUCCCCGCCACCUUCUUCGGCAUGGCGACCCUCACCCGCCUGUACCUUGGCACCCUUGCCUUCCCUAACACGGCCGACCUCCCGCGCGGAGUGUCAUUCCCACACCUCCGCGAGCUGGGCCUCUUGGGCAUGGCCAUUAUGAACCGGGACAUGGACUUCGUCCUCGCCAGGAGCCCUGUGCUGGAGAUCCUCUGCAUCCAAGCCAACGUUCUGCUCAAGUGGCUCAGCCUCGUCAGCCGCAGCCUCCGGUGCGUGCAGAUCAUAGAAGGCAUCGAUCUGAAUAUCGUCGUCAAGAACGCCCCUAGCCUUGAGAGGGUCAUCAUCUGGACAUCAUCGGCCCGCGAUGGCCUGCACAGGAUGGUCAAGAUCGGCCAUGCCCCUGCGCUGAGCUUACUUGGCUACUUGGAGCCGGCACGACACCUGCUAGAGAUCGGCAACACCAUCAUCAAGGCUGGGACGAAGGCAAGCCCAAACACCACGGUCCCGAGCGUUAAGAUCCUCAGCUUAAGAGUGUGCUUUGGUGUCCGCAACGAUGCUAAGAUGCUGCCGAGCUUCCUCAGAUGCUUUCCCAACGUCGAGAGGCUACAUCUCGAGUCCAAUGAGACUGAUGAGCCCACAGGCAAGCUCAACAACAAGUUCUGGCACGAGGCCGGCGCCAUCGAGUGCAUCCAGUCACACCUUAAGCUGAUGGUCUUCUACGCCUUCCGAGGGGAGCGUGUUGAGCUCUCCUUCCUCAAGUUCGUCCUGGAGAGCGCUCGGAUGCUGACGAAGCUGGUGAUUGUGUUCUGCAAAGGGAGCUUCACUUCCAUGGACGAGGCCAACUCCAAAGUGAAACCUCUGUUCGACGCAAGAUGGGCCAGCCGAGGCUGUUCGCUGGUGCUCUUCGAGAGUCCACUCGUAACGGGAGAUGACAAGUGGGUGCUGAACUUCGAGAGAGGAUCUGAUUUCUCUACCACGGACCCGUUCGCGUGCACUGCUGCUCUUCAGGGCUGCGUCGUCUGAGGAGAAGGCCGGUGUUAACUGAGACUUGGAGAGAGGUUUUGGUUUUUGUACGAGGGGCCCUUUUGAGUUCAUCAUCAGACCAAGCUUAAUUUAUAUUACAUGAACAAAAAACAUGGUUUGUGCUCUGUUGCGGUGUCUACCUGCAAGGCACUGUUUUGAUUCUUAAGCUUGGGUUGCUGAAACCUACAAUUUCUGCUGAUUGUGUUGCUGAAUGCUGGCAGACAGAGAUAUAUUCGUGGGCCAUUUCAUGCUUUACUAA